AUGGACAAAGCCAAACCAAUCUUGACCCCUAUUGAAGAGAAAUUGAAGUUGUGCAAAGAUGGAACUGGUGAUUUAGUUAAUGCUACAUAUUUUAGAAAACUGAUAGGGAGUCUAAUAUAUUUGACUUCUACAAGGCCUGAUAUUACUUAUGGAGUUGAAUUAAUUAGCAGAUUUAUGGAGUUUUCGCGUCAAUCUCACUUGCAAGACUCCAGGAGAAUUUUGAGAUAUAUUCAAGGUACACACUCUGAUGACAUAUUUUAUUCAAAGACUAACGAUAGUAAUACUGAUAGUGAUUGGGAUGAUGAUAUGAUGCAAAGAAAAGGUACUUCUGGCUAUGCGUUUUAUUUGGGAUCUAGUGUAUUUUCAUGGUCUUCAAAGAAACAACAAGUUGUUGCUUUAUCAACUGCUGAAGCAAAGUAUAUAUAUGGUCGCAACAAGUAG
Messenger RNA from Solanum stenotomum, 441 nucleotides. RefSeq names its product secreted RxLR effector protein 161-like. Bases 1 to 441 code for a protein of 146 amino acids. The record is from RefSeq and is a predicted model, not a curated record. The transcript has a single exon. Lineage: Eukaryota; Viridiplantae; Streptophyta; Magnoliopsida; Solanales; Solanaceae.